AAGGUGAAUAGAUAGGCACAACUAGUAUAUAUUGUCUUGCUCCAGUAUGAACAAACUUCGCUUUUCUAUGUUUGAUAUUUAACUCAAAUGAUUUAUGUAGCUUAUGAAUUAAUCAAACUUCCCUUGCGCACAUCAGUUUUAUGGUUUGUUUUGAAAACGUUGCCCUGGACCCUCCACUUUGGGAACACAAGAAACAACUUAAUAGUUGAAGUAAUAUUUUUGUUCUUUGUGGGUCAAAUUGCAAUUUGGAAUAACUGUGAUCCCAUUCAUUAUCUGCUAUAUCCGUUUGGCUAUUAUCAUUUAAGAAGCAAAGACCUGUAUUGUUUCUGGAAGUUUCUAUAUAGAAUUUGGUUUGGUUUUGCUUUUGUUCAUGCAAAAAUUUCCACCAUUUUAUACACAAUAAUGAUUUGAUCUUAACUCUACUAUCAAUGUUUUCAUGGCAAAUAGAAAGCAUUUGUCUCUCCAUCGCUAAGUCCUACUUUCGCAAACUACUAGGAAAGGUUCAUCUGUGCUCCGCGAUGCAUUCAAAAUUUAUCUCUGGCUGAGGUUGCAUUGUGAAUUUAGGAGCCAAACACUACAAAACAGAAGUUGACCUAUAGACAUGCUCUCUUGAACUGUUUUCUAUGUCAACCCAAGGAUGUACGGCAUGUGGGAAAACCUACUGGACCAGUUGUGGAACCCGGUAGCCUGAUGGCAGUAUAUUUUAUUUUACUUUGGGGUCCCACGGCGUGUGCGUGUUUUGCUCUGUUUGGGCUCCAUAGAGCCGGUCUGGCAACGCCAUGCGCUGGCCAUGCUGACGCUGUGCAACCUGUCCCUCCCUCUCCUCUCCCUCCGGCUCCCUCCGGCUCCCUCCGGUCGUUACAUGUUAUGCAAUGAGCAGGUUUUCGCUUCCCAGUCGGGAGUCGGGUCGGAGUGUGACGUCAUGCGGCGCGUGGCCCGUGGCGCUUGGCUUUUGCUGGGCCCCUGCACUUCUGGAAUCUAAUUGCACCCCCCCUCCUGGUUCCCGCCUGGCACCCCGUCCCCCCGUCCCGUCCCCGGCCCAGCCCGGCCCUGAUAUCUAAGCCUGAGCCUGUCUAGUGCCGACGGGUGGGGCGGUAGGCGAUGGGCCCUGCAAUGACCGUUCGACUCGGAGAGGCGGUGGCCGUUCCCUUCCCAGCCAAUCAUAAUGCCCUGCCUGCCCCGCCCCGCCAGUGGAUCGAGUGAUCGAGUGUGCCAACGGGCCAAUGUUUAUUGAACAGCCCGCCUAAGUGCGGGCAGGCAGCCAGCCAGGCAGCCAGCCCUCGGCAGUCGGCCGCCGGGCUGGGGGAACGACCAGGACCGACUCGCCAAAUUCAAACCGGUCAAAGGGGUGCUAAAACCUUGAAUGCGGAGCGACGAGAAUGGCAGCGUAGUUUUCUCGGCCCGCCGCGCUGCCGCGCAACCACACUCAGGGAAUCGGAAUCGGAAUGGAUGGAACAUAGAACUAGUGAUCACGGCGAUACGAGUGGCAGCGGAGCGCGGAGUGGACGACGCAGCGUUUGCGCGUUUCUGUAUUUUGACUUCCCUUAUCGCACCCGCCGCGCUGGCUGCUGGCUGGCCGUGCAUGCCCGUUCCUAACAGAGUGUCUUCGCUCUUUCUCUCUCGCACUCGCGGGGCAUGCCGAAGCGGAAUCGCCGAUAAGCCCCGAGCUUAGCGUCGGAAUCACUGUUCGAUUUGUCAUUCGUCGCAGCACUGCGGCACGCGGCACGCUCUGGGGCUCAGUGAGGGGGCACAAAGCUAGACGAAGCUGACGAAGCUAGACGAAGCUAGACGAAGCUAGACGAGGCGUGCUGUGCCGACGGCCGCUCGCUCCCACACACGCGCCAUAUUCAAGGCGUGCGAGCCAAGCGAGGGUCGAGCCGUACCUUUUGCCUACCUUCCAGGGGCCAUGCCGUACUUUCUGCCCUCAGGUUGCCUGCCGUUCAAGUGGCCAGAGGUGCGUCAGUCUCCUCCUCCCCCUCCCCCCCCUCAAAUCUACGUCGUGGGCCCCACAGGCCCCACUCGUCACUCGACAAGAUUGAGCCGCACUUGGGCUCGAGUGCCUGGCUGGCCUGGCCCAACACGUCUCCUUCUCCUUGGGCCCGGUGUUGCCAUGAGCAUCCGGAGGAGCGUGUUGAAAUGGAGGCUGUUCUGAGUCUUCUGUAUUUUUCCCAGACUGGCCCUACUAUCACUUCUCUUUCCCACUUCCUCUGCGUUGCAUCUUGUGUGACAAGACCUGGUGCCUUCCAGCCAUCCCAUGAGCUCAUGCUCAGGUUUUACGCUUACUUUAAGCAAGCAUCAGAGGGUCCGUGCAAAGGGCCCAGGCCUUCAUUUUGGGAGGUGGUGAAGAAGGUCAAGUACGAUGCAUGGGCUAAAUUGGGUAACAUGCCUGCUGAGGAGGCCAUGAAGAACUACGUGGAUGAAUUAAGACAGAUUGUAGAAACCAUGUCAUAUACAGAUAAUGUAGCAAAGUUCAUGGGAAGUCUGGAUUCUGUGUAUGAAGCUAUACCGGCAUCAGACUUGGAAUUGCUGCUUGGUCCCACACUUGAAAGAAUGCGUUCAAUGCCAGGGUCUCCACUUAGCAAUUCACCUCUUGGAUCAAGGGAAACUUCUCCAACCAGAACAGGAAAAUCUGCUCCAAUUUCUUCAAGUCUAGGAUCCAGUCCUGCCAGUAGUGAAUCAGCAAGCCCUGACACCCAUCCAUGCUCAAGUGAUGAAGGGGAUGAUGACGAAGAUGAAGAUGUCUUCAUUGACACUGUAGAAAUCAAUGAGUACAUCAGUGAGAAACACAUUGCUCCAUCCUCUGCACGAAACUAUUCACAAAUGAAUGGUUUACAUCACAAAAUGAAUGGAGAUGUUUUACAUAAUGGGCCAGAUUCUGACAUGCAUGACAGAAGUAGACCUAGAGACAGGGGAAGUCCAUCAGCACGGCGAAAAAAUCCUUCCCAGGCCCAUGACAGCCAUGACAUCUCUGAACAGAUGAGAGAUGUUGUUCUACAUCUGCAGAAGGACUUAGAUCGCAUCACUGCAAGAGUUCGAUCCUUAGAAGUUGCAUCACUUUCUCGUGUUCCUGCAUCACUUGAAGCACAUCAGUCUUUCUUUGACCCACUGAUUGAGUCAUGUGCUUCUUGUGAAGACAUUCGACGUCAUGCAGAAGCUCUCUCCAGGUCUCGUGUGUCUCGCCAGCCUAAAUGGUGGCCUUUCCGAGACCUUUCACCCAGAGCUGUGUUCUUCAUCACCGCCUGGCCGAUUCUAGUGCACUUCUUCAUGCUGUGGUUACAGCGACGAAGAGCUGCUCUCAACAUUAAACGUCCUCUGUGAUAAAGUGACUUGCUCCUUGCAGUGCACUUCUUAAUUAUGAUAAUAAGGUUGCUUUUCCCUGAAACAUCAUAUCCAUGUUCACUUACCAUCACUUUGAUAUUAUUGUGUCGUGAUUCAUCAGAAUCCCAAUUUUUAUUGCUCUCUGAUGUUCAGUUAACAUUUCUUGUUUCAUAGCUUUUUAGGGCAAAGAAGGUACAACUGAUUUUAAAUUUGGACUUGUUGAUCAAACUUAAUCUUUGCAUUCCUCUUGAGUGUGUGUGUGUUGUAUGAAGUCAUGGUACUAUGUUGCAUUUUAUAUUUUAAUUUUAAAAGGCUGUUCUUUGAUAUCUGUUGCAAAGAAUGGUAGAGUUUUGAUCAAUCAAUGAUGUACCCCAUUUUUUUGUCUUUUCUUCUCUCUUUUGUGUCCACUCUCCUCAUUUUUGUAUCCACUCUCUCAAUCAACACGUGUCAUGAGAUUUCGACUGAAAAAUUUCAUGGAUAUUGAUGUUUAUGAAGGCCUUAGUAAUAAGAGCUGUAUAUUUGUUUCCAGCAAGUGAAUUCUGUGACUGCCUCCAGUGUCCAGAUUCCAGAUUUGCAGUUAUUGAUAAUUCUAUGUGAUCUUUCCAAUCAUCACCAAAUACCCUAGAAUUUUAUUAGAUGGAGGAUCUUGUUUACAUGAUUUAAAGCGAAUCCUUGCUUGAAGAUACGAUUCAUGUUAGUCAAAUGCGGCCAGUUAGUAUGAAAGGUAGUUGUCAGUGUGAACAGGAGUAACUUGUAAGUAGGGGGCGGGCGCGGGUCCCCAAAGAUUGUGUCCAAAAGUUAAAAACAAUCUAAUUGAGCUGAGUGAUCUUUGAAAUGCAGUAAAGUUUGUGCACAGGGUUCUUUGUAUCCUAGAUAUUUUUCAUAUACUGUGUACAAAGUGCCAAAAGAUUAAUGAGUAAGCUUCCAAUAUCUCAGGCUUUUACCCAUGUACAAAUAAAGCGGUUUCAUAGGAAGGUGGGUGACCUGAGCCAUGUGGUUUUAUUGCUUUCAAGCAGCAACUAGGUGAUACGGACUGUGGUAAAACUUAAAGAAAGAAACAAAUGUUCUAUUAAUGGUUGAGGAUAUUCUUAGUUUGUGUGUUUUCUUAUGAAUAUAUAUAUUUGUAUUUUA
Messenger RNA from Thrips palmi, 4449 nucleotides. Its product is annotated as acyl-CoA-binding domain-containing protein 5. Gene Ontology annotation, biological process: fatty acid metabolic process. Lineage: Eukaryota; Metazoa; Arthropoda; Insecta; Thysanoptera; Thripidae. Gene Ontology annotation, molecular function: fatty-acyl-CoA binding. The transcript is spliced from 10 exons. Bases 2137 to 3318 code for a protein of 393 amino acids. The record is from RefSeq and is a predicted model, not a curated record.